Molecule: messenger RNA, 2708 nt
Organism: Xenopus tropicalis (tropical clawed frog)
Lineage: Eukaryota; Metazoa; Chordata; Amphibia; Anura; Pipidae
Product: vomeronasal type-2 receptor 26
Exons: 7
Coding region: 1-2595 (864 amino acids)
Biological process (GO): G protein-coupled receptor signaling pathway
Cellular component (GO): plasma membrane; membrane
Molecular function (GO): G protein-coupled receptor activity
Source: RefSeq, a predicted model, not a curated record
AUGAAUAUACUGAAUGUAUCAAUGAAAGCUACAGUCGGCCUUGCUGUUACUUGGAUGUUAGUAGCAAUAACCUGCAGUGCAAUGAUUAACCCCAAUCUCCCUGCCUGCUCACUGAAUGGGGGAUAUGAGGAAAGCUACCUGCAGGAAGGGGACAUCAUGCUUGGUAUUCUUGUUGAUAUAUUUGGUUUAUUGAAAAAUGCCCAGGAAACCUUUGAAGAGCGCCCUAAGAACACUUUUUUAAGUUUUUCUAGUUCCUCCUUCCAAUAUUAUCGUCACUUUCUGGCUGCCAUUUUUGCCAUUGAGGAAAUCAACCAGGACCAGAACAUUCUGCCUAAUGUGACCUUGGGAUUCCAUAUCCAUGAUUCCCGAGCCAAUGAGAGAAAAGCCAUUAGCAUGAAUAUUAGACCCGACAUUCACUCUUCAUUUUAUGAUGUUCUACGUCUUUCAAAAGAAUUUGAGAAAACAGCCAGCACGGGUCUUCAAGAAGCGGAAUUGACUUAUCGAAUUGGACUAUUUUUAACAAAGUUAUAUUUCCCACUUUUUGGGGUGAGUUAUGGGGCUAUAGAUGCCUCAUUUGGUGACAGAAUCCGCUUCCCAUUAUUCUAUCGAACAGUGCCAAGUGAAACUGCCCAGUACCAAGUAAUCAUCCAACUUUUUAAGACAUUUAAAUGGAACUGGGUAGGGAUGAUAUCCUCUGAUGAUGAGACGCACCAGAAAGCCAGUGAAGAGAUGCAGAAUGAGAUUAAAAAGAAUGGAAUCUGUGUAGCUUUUCUUCUUCGAAUUGGUGGAAAGGACGUUAGAAAUUAUCAUCGUGCUUUGGAAAAAAUAAGACAGUCAAAUGCCAGUGCUAUCCUAUUUUAUAGCAGCUUGGACAUUGUUAUGGAAUUUCUUUUCGAUGUGACUUUGAAAAACUCAUCAGUUCAUGCGGUGUGGAUAAUGCUGUCUCCUCUGUCAUCAGGUUCAGGAAGACUAUAUAUUGAUGCAAUUAAUGGAUCCCUUGUUUUACUUUUUCAUCAUGAAAACAUACCAGGUCUAAAAGACUUUCUUUACAAGGCGAAUCCUUUAGGGUUUCCAAAAGAUCCAUUUACUGCUGCAGUUUGGUUACGGCUGUUUGAUUGCUACUUUGAACAAGCUUCUCCUAAGCCAUCAUCCAACUUCUACCAUAUAUGUAAUGCCAAUUAUACACUAAAGGAAUAUGAGAAUUUUGGGUACGAUGUGAAUAACUUCAGAGUAACUUAUAGUAUGUACAUUGCUGUAUAUUCUGUGGCACAUUCCCUUCAUGCUAUGUAUACUGGUAAAGCCAAUGGCACAAAUACUUUUUAUUCUGAUAAAGUAACAGAUGGCUUGACACCAACAGAGUUAAACCAGCACCUCAAGAAAAUCCAUUUCAGAACAAACCCUGGGAAUGAAAUUUUCUUUAAUGAGAAAGGAGAAGUUCUGGGGAAUUUUGAUAUAAUGAACUACAAUGUUUUCCAAGAUGUAACAGGGACUGCAACACAUGUUGGGACCUUCAUUUCAUCUCAGUCUCCAGGACUCACCAUUGACAAAAAGGCCAUUCUAUGGGCUCCUCACUUUAAUGGGAUCCCUACCUCAAAUUGCAGUGCCAGCUGCCAGCCAGGCUAUAGGAAAGCUUUUGCGGAAGGAAAACAAAUUUGCUGUUAUGAGUGUGUCCAGUGCUCAGAAGGAGAAAUAUCCCCAUCGCCGGAUAUGGAAAAUUGUAUAAGAUGUCCUGAAGACCAAUGGUCCAAUGAGAGGAGAGAUAAAUGCAUCAUGAGACUUGUUGAGUUCCUUUCUUACAAGGAGCCUCUUGGUGUGGCCCUAACCACCACUGCUCUAGUUCUGUCUUUUUGCUCAGCUGCAGUUUUUUGCCUCUUUUUAAAACACAAGAAGAGCCCCAUUGUGAAAGCCAAUAACCAGGAGCUCAGUUACAUUCUUCUUCUUUCCCUCAUGCUAUCCUUUCUUUGUUCCUUACUAUUUAUUGGAAGGCCUACAAAGGCCACCUGUUUGUUGAGACAAGCUGUGUUUGGGAUCAUCUUUGCUAUUUGUAUUUCUUCCAUUUUGGGGAAAACCAUUACUGUUAUUAUUGCCUUCACUGCCACUAGACCUGGAAGCCGGCUCAGGAACUAUGUUGGUACCCGGGUCCCUAAAUACAUUCUUCUACUAUGUACACUUCCUGAGGUUUUCAUCUGUGCACUUUGGCUCAUAAUCUCCCCCCCAUUCCCUGACUAUGACACUCACUCUGCAACAGGAAAGAUCAUUUUGCAGUGCAAUGAGGGAUCACCUAGUGCAUUCUACAUAAUGGUUGGUUACAUUGCCUUGUUGGCUUUUGUGAGUUUCUUUGUUGCUUAUCUUGCCCGUAAAUUACCAGACAUAUUUAAUGAAGCACAAUACAUAACCUUCAGCAUGUUGCUGUUCUGCAGUGUAUGGAUCUCCUUCAUCCUGGCCUAUGUGAGCACCACAGGCAAAUAUUUAGCAGCGGUGGAGAUAUUUGCCAUCUUUGUUUCCAGUGCAGGACUUCUUGGCCUUAUAUUUGUCCCUAAGUGCUAUAUUAUAUUUUUUAAAACACCAGUGAGCACUAGAGCUCAUUUAAUAUAGGGAAAACAUGAAUUACAUCAAAAAUAAAUUAAUAGGUAUUGGGUAAAGAGCUAAUUAUUCAAUUAAAAACUUAUUUAGCAGACUCAGCUUUGGCACGUUCUGAUUUGUUUUCA